Messenger RNA from Acaulospora colombiana, 466 nucleotides. The record is from the annotation of a GenBank genome assembly. Lineage: Eukaryota; Fungi; Glomeromycota; Glomeromycetes; Diversisporales; Acaulosporaceae.
GAGCCGUCAGGAAGCCGCAAAAGGGUUCGAAGAUGACCUUGAAUUUUGUCCUUCGUUGUCAGCAGAAGAGCUUGCUGAAAUUCGACGUCAAGUCUCUCAAUUGAUUAGUCAUGGUCAAUCUAAACCGAAUUCAACACCACCACAACUCAAGCGACCCAUACCCAUCAUCGACCCAAACAACAAAACACCUCUUAACAUAACACCACUAAAAUCAUCUGGAUCGUCCGCAUCAACUGCGGCACAAGUUCCGAUGUCAACAUUUUUUUCGAGACCCGGUUCCCCAUUCUUGUAUGGCAGUAAUUACUCACCAACAUACCAAUCUCUUUCAACCACUGUCAAAGUGACAAAAUCAAUACCUAUCAUCGACCCUACUAGCGGGAAUAUCGUUAACAUGCCCAAUGGUGGAGCAACAAACACUAAUAACGGUAAUAACAAUGGGUUUGGAGGUUUCUAUAGUGAUAUUUCU